AUGCCAGGAGAGCAGCCCCCUGGAGCACCGCCCACCAUGAGCACACACCUGCCACCCCGCCCUGCCUCCCGAGACUCAGGGCGCCCCUCCCGGCCCCCCAGCAAGGACAGUGCCCAGGCCUGCAGGACCGCCGCAGGCACAAGGGGGGCGGGCAGCAGGGCCCAGGUGGCAGAGCUCCCCAGGCCUCAGCCGAGGCAGGCCAGCCCCGUGGAGCCCAGGAAGGAGGCCGGCCUCUCGGGGACCCUGGGAAAGGGCCCAGCACAGACUCUUGCCCAGCAGCCGGGCAAGGCCACGCAUGGGGGUCCGCAGCAACUCUACAGGCUGAGCGUCAGCCCCUCCAAGGACAAGCGGGCCUCCGACGAGGGCCCCCAGGGCUGCCCACAGGGGGACCCCCUCACAGGCCAGCUCCUGGGGGCCAGUGAUGUCCUGUCCACACCUGACGAGCUCAGCUUCCAGAGGGGCUUCCUGGAGGCACCCCCCAGAAGCUGUACCUCCACCGACUAUACCUCAACCGGCCCUGCCCCUGGGCCUCCUCCCCUGGCGGCCCCCCAGCCCCCAGGGCCCAGCCCCUUCUCAGAGUCCCCAGCAGGCAGGGCUGACACCUGGGCCCCCGCUGCCCAGUACAGCUUCCCAGCUGCUACUUUUGGGGUCCCCUCCCCAGCAUCUGAGCCCUUUCCCAAAGGUGCUACUGGGCCUGGGUCCUGCCCUGGGGGGCUCUCCUUUCAACCCUCCUACACGGGGCUGCCCGGAGCCGGCCCCAAGCCCUUCCCCACGGUGUCCCUACAGGAGCACACAGUCCACGGGGCCCUGGUACUGACCCUCCACCCAGCUCCACAAGGCUGGCCAGAGGUCCCAGGGGCUGCCCGACAGGCCUGUGCACAGCCACCCCCCCCACUGAUGUCCUGCUACCAGGGCCCAGAUACACCCUCAAAUCUCAGCGGGGCUCACUCCCCGCCUGGUGCUGCCCACAGCCCCUUCCCCAUCAGCCUGCACAAGAGCCUGCCCCCCACCCUACCUGAGAGGCCCCCGUCAGCCUCCAAUGGAGUGGAGGGUCUGAGGGGACCCCCAAGCACACUGCCCCCAGUGCACUUUCUGGGCAAAGCCUACAAUAGCCCCGGAGCCAGCAGUGUGGGCACCAGCCCAAGGGCCCUGGACAAGGAGCUGGCUGCCCCAGGGCACAGGGCCACUCCAGGGCCCCAGCUAUGGGAGGGGGCACGUGAGGCCAUGUCCCUUAUGGACACAGCCCCCUUCCCUGCUGUGCCCCCAGCCCCACCGGCCACAGCCGGGGGCUCAUUCUUCAAAGGCCACAAUCUCUGUCUCCCGCACAGCCCCCCACUGCCCUGGUCCCCAGUGCUCCCUGCGGCUAGCUCAGGCCCCCUGCAGCUGCCAAACCAGCUGCCCUACCCCGCCGGGGCCCCUGAGUGGCCGGGCAGCAGCCAUGCGCCCGGCCCACUGGAGAAGUUGGCAGCCCCAAGGACUGGCCCCAGGACCCCCAGCAGCAGCCCCCCCGGGUUGCUGUCACGUAGCAGCAUCCAGGAUGCCGGUGCCCAGCCCCUGUUUUUUGGGGUGACCCCUCCCCAGGCUUCACCUCGAGGGACCCCUGGCCUGCCCCCACCCAGAGGGGUGGGCCCGUCCCCAAGUGAGUCCCCGCUGCCCUCUCCGGCCACCACUGCGGCCGGCAGCAGCUCCUGUUCGUCCUUGUCACCUCUGUCCAGCAGUCCGGCCAACCCCAGCUCAGAGGAGGGACAGCUGUCCGGCCCGCUGGGACCCCCUGCCUUCUUCCACACCCCAAGUCACCCCCAGGAGGGUGGCAGCACCUUUGCAGCCUCCGAGCCCUUCCCUGCCGGCCCCUCGAACUUCCAGCCGGGCCCCAAGGCCUUCCCCUUCCCCACCACUGAGACAUUCCAGUGCCUUCGGGUGGCACCCCUUCCCCACCAGGAGCCCGCCUUCCCCCAAGAGCCGCCCCCCUAUGCCGCCCACCACUUUCCUCUGAGCAGCGCCAGCCUGGACCAGCUGGAUGUGCUGCUGACAUGCCGGCAGUGUGACCAGAACUACAGCAACCUGGCCUCCUUCCUGCACCACCGCCACUACUGUCCCCCGCGGCCCCCAAGCCCCGCGCCACCCGGGCUGGCCACGACCAGGGCCCCAGCCGACACACAGCACACGGGCCUGCUGGGCCCCCACAAGCUGGCCAACUUCCUGCUGGAUGGGGACGUCCUGCAGGGCCUGGCCCCUGCGCCCCCGCCGCUGCCAGCCUCCGACUUGGACCUGGAGGACGUGGCCAAGCUGGACAGCCUCAUCACCGAGGCGCUCAACGGCCUGCAGGACGCCCCCGAGAUCGACAGCAGCUUCAUCGACGUGUUCGCCGACGACGACCCUUUGGGCCUGAGGGUGCCCAGCACUGGGCAGGCCCCUAAGACCCGGGCGGGGGCCACUCCCGAACCCAGAACUCAGGUCCCGCCCCCUGCCCUGGCGCUCACACCCGAGCCCCAAACCCCCAGCCCUGAGGCCAAGGAGGAUUCCCUGCCCAGCCCCCGGCCCACAACCCGCUCCCAGAAGGGCCCAUCCCACCGAGGCCAGCACUGCCAACUGCACCCGGAAGGGCCGGGCGUGCUGGGCUCCAGGACCGCGGGGCUGCGGCCCCGGAGGAAAGGUGGCCAAGUGGAGGUGCCCUCGGCGCCCGUGAGGAACCUCCGGACCCAAGCCUCCAGGGGCCACGCGGCGGCACCAAGCACCAGUGCCCUGCCCAGGCGGACCCGCAGGGCCCGGGGCAAGCCUAGCCGGCGGCGUGGCCGGGCUGGCCGCUGGAGCAAGGAACUCAUCCACAAGAUUGUGCAGCAGAAGAACGCACUGCACCGACGGCGGGGGCGGGGGCGGGGUCCCCCCACAGCGUCAGGGCCCCCAGCCCGCCCCGCCCGAGACGGCAACUACAGCUCAGGGUCGGAGGAUGACUCAGGCCCCAAGGCUCCACCUGGCCCUCCACCGCCAUCAGCUGGUGCCAAAGGCCGGCGCCGCCUGGCACGGCAUCGAGGGGAUAGGCAGAGGGGCCUAGUGGGACCCCUGGACCACUGCAAAGAGGGGGUGCAGCAGCAGGAAGCUGAGGCAGCCGGGGGCUCCCCAAACCUAGAGUCUCCCGGUCCGGCUACCCCAGGCCCAUUACAAAGCCCUGGGCUUGGGGAGCUUCAAAGACAUGACUCCCACACAGGGGCUGACCCACGGACCCCCAAAGAGAAUCAGUUCCCAGAGACCAAGCUUCUUGACGAGGUGUCCAGCCACACCGCCCCAGAGCAGCCCCCACCCACUCUAGAAGAGCCCGGCUCCCAGGCACCAGGAAGCCUGACUAGAUGGGGCUCUAGGGAGCACCUCUCACCAGCCAGUGUGGACAGCUGGCCCCUCGUCGACCGUGGCCCAGCAGCUGCCCCCAGGCCCCAGCCAGGAGAUAGGCAGAUGACAACUGACUGUACCCCAGGGGCUGCCCAGCACUCGCCCCUCACCCUUGACUGGAGUACUGCUCACAGUGCGGAAGACUGUGGGGGUGGUCCAGUGGCCGGUGGGAGGCCCCCUAGAGAUUCCCUCCUGGGGCCCAGCGAGCUGGCUGUCCCCUGCGGGGAAGGCUUGGCCUCCAAAGACUUGGCUGUGGACAGUCCAGGCGGCAGCCUGUACUUGUGCCGGGAGAGUGUGGACAUGCAUCCCCUCGGGCCAAGGUCUCCUGGGAGUGCCCCCUCCCCAGCUGACGCCGCACAGCCCCCACUGACCCUGCAGUCCACCUCGCUCCUGGGCAGGCUGCCUGUGGAGGACUUCGACCCCCUGACGUGUGGCAUCCUGCUUGCCCCCAAGAACAACCCCUUGCCCUGCUCCUGUGCCACCCUGUGCCCGGGGCACUGGCCAGUGCUGGAGGACCCCCUGGGAGGAAGGUGGGAGCAUCUCGAUGAGGGGCGGCCUGCACCCUGCCCAUCCCCAGCUCUGGGGAAGGGUGCCGAGGGGGGUAUCCCGACAAGCAGCCCCCCAGAGGCGGGCCUGGAGAUCAAGAGGCUGGUCUCAGAGUUGGAGACCCAGCUGCAGGCCAGUGCAGGCCAAGGCCAGCCCCCCCGGCCACCGAGCACAGAGCCCAGGGGUGGGGGAAGCUCAGAGCAGGGCUCACACCAGCCCCCCGAGCCCCAGGCAGACCUGCUCUGGGCAGAUGACCUGGCCGGUCUCAGAGGGUCAAGCCCACCCCAGACUGUGGCAAUGGCCCUGCACCCUGGUAUCCAAGACGAUGCAGGGUCUGUAGAGGGAGCCAGCCACACUGCUCAGCCGAUGACGGCACAGGUGACCAGCGUCCAGAGGAUGGAGCCCACCCAGAUGGACAGGGACAACGGGGCCUUGCUAGGCACCAGUUUGCCCAGCCCCUUCAAGCUGCCCCCGCCUGGGCUAGACACAGAGAGCUUAGCAGGAUGCAGUCCAGACCUAGAGCCUUGGAGUCUUAGGACCCCCAAGACCCCCAGAGCACAACCAGAAUGGGGUGGGGGGCUGUCCCUGGGGUUCCUGGAGGCUGAGGCCUCCCAGUCGAUGGCAUGCAGCAGUCCCACGGCCCCUCCCACACCUGAAGUGGCAAGUCACUGGGCGUGGGGGACACCCCCCUCUGGUGCCAGACACAGCCAAGCCCCCCAGGAACACUCUGUGGGUAAUGAGGGGACCCAGCCAGUGGAGGUGCAGCCCUGCCCUGCCCAGGGAGCAAACACUGAGCUAGGAGACAGGCCCCAAGCCCCAGUGUCCAGGCCCCUCUGUCAGGGGCAGCUCCUGGUGGCCAGAGCUGAGAACAACAGUGGAGCCCAGGGCCCUGCACCCAGCCCAGGAGGGGACGACGUAGCCCAGGGCGCUGAAGGAUGUGUACAAGGGACAGAAACAGGUGGGUGCCAGGACCCCAUCGGCCCAUCUCCAGCACCAGAGCCAAAGGGCCAAAGCCAAGCCAGCCAGCGGCAGCCAGAGGAGCAGGGGAUCCUGGAGGAGGGGUCUGAGGCCAAGGCCAAGCCGGGAGCCUCACUGACUCGGCAUGCCGGGGGGCAGCUGGAGGGAGGCAGGGCAGUCUGGAGCCUUCAAUGCAAGGCAGGGGACCCACCAAGUCCAAUCCUGUCUGAGAAGAAGACCUCAGUCCUGGCCCUAACAGCUGCCCAUGCCCUAAGUGGACUCGAGGACCAGGUUGCAGCCAGGGUGGCCAGCCCGGGCCCCAGGGAGCGACUGCCAUCAGCCGGGGAGAGCCCAGGGUGUCCUGUCAGUAGCCAGGCCCCCUGUGGCACCUCGCUUGCUUCUGCAGACCCCCAGGGGCCGCGAAGCCCUGGGCACCCACCCAAGAGGGACCUCACUGUGCCUGCAGGCGCCUCAGAGGUCCGAAGUGACCCGGGGGGGCCACCCCCAGCCUCUCCAUCCUUCGGGGAUUCCCUUUGCUCACAGCAUCUGCCAGCCCCUUCCCCCAUCCAGGCACCCCCUCAAAGGGCCAGCUGCUCCUCCAGCCCCACUGAUGUUGGGAAAGAGCAAUGCCCAGCCAGGCCCCCAGCAGACAGGACCAGUCCCUGGGGCCCCUCGGGGGCAGACAGUGACCCCUGUGUGGAUGCUCUCCCAGGGGGCCAGGCAGGCUCAGAGUGCAGCCUUGACCCUGGAGGGCACUGCCCCAGUGGCAGCAUCCCCAGAGCACUAGAAGACCCCGGAAGAGCGAGGCUAAGUGGACCUCCUGCCCAGGCAGCCCUUUCCCCACCAGCCGCACCUGUCUCCUCGAGAGAGACCAGCAAGGUCCCUGGGCGUCCCCGAGCUCCUGCUGCAAAAGAGGAGGUGGCCCAAGGGCCUCAGACACUAGACCCCCAGGUUGUGUCACCAGGGCCCUGCUGUCCCUCCUCGGGGCCCCCUGACCCGGAGGAAAGCCCUCCUGUCACAGCCAAGUACACAGGCAUGGAGACCACAGGGUGGGGUUCCAGUGCCCCCCACCAAGCACCUAGGGGAGGACCCCUGUGUCCUCAAGAGCCCCAGCAGAGGCCCCGGGGUGUUCCAAAGAAGUCCCGGCCCUCAGGGUCUGGCCAGCAGAGAGGAGACCCCAGUCCAACGGUGACCCCUGUCUUCACUUGCGGGGUCUGCAGCUCCACUUUCCGCUCAGGGCCAGGCCUGAGUCGACACAAGGCCAGGAAACACCUGGGCACCCCCUCCCAACCUCUCCAGGCCGGCCACCCAGCCCCAAGGGGCCCAGGGCCAGCAGCCAGUCCUGCCCACACCUUCUUUCUGGGGAGAAAGAAGGGCCGAAAGGCAUUCUCCAGGAAAGAGAGUUUGGAACCCGGCUCCCACCAGAGCCCCUCCGAGGACAGGCUGGGACCAGAGAUGCCCACGGGAGCUGGGCCAGAGCUCAGCGUCCAUGGAACCCCAGGCCCAUCACUUCACCUUCAGCUGUGGACACCAGCCCUGCUCGGCCCAGCACGCCACGUCCCCAGGCCUGGGAAGGCUGACAAGCGGCUCACAGAGCCCCAGGGAGCCCAGAGACAAAGCAAAGAGCCAGGGGGGCUCCCCAGCGACUCAGAGGGAAGGCCAAUGCCGAGGGGGAGGAAGGAGAGCAGGAGAAGGUUCCAGAAGGAGAGAAGAGCUUCUGGCUCAUGGGAGAGGCGUCCCAGAGCUGAUUCUGAUGUCGUUCCAGAUAGUUGCCGCUCACAUCCAUCAAACUCGCCUGCCCAUCACCCCCCCCUGCCUGGUUGCUGCCGGCCAGUGGAGGAAGGAGAGGUGGAUGGGAGGCAGCUGCCAAGAUCUGCCACCAGGGGGACCAAGGAUAUGGGGGAUGCACAAGGAAUGUGGCCAGAGCAGCCACCAUUGGCGGAAGAGACAGGAGCUGGGAGCCCACUCAGAGACGGGGAGAGCCCCCCUCUCCAGGCGGAGCUGGAUGUAGCAAGUGGAUGCUUGGGGCCCAGGGAGCCGAGUGGGGAGAAGCCUGUGCAGGCAGCUAGGGCCAGGGCUGCAGGCGGCAGCAAGGGGCCCAAGAGCCGGACAGGGAGCUGCAUGGUGAGGGCACCGAAGCCCCCGUCGGAGUCCCCGGAUGCCUCCAAGCCUCCUGCCUCCAAAACCAGUGGCCACGAGGACUUCCUAAGCCCCCCAGAGGCCAGGGCCCACGUCCAGGAGCUGCAGGUCAGCGCAGCUGGGGCGUCCCCCCAGGAGCUUGAGGGGGGCCUGGACCUGUUGGAGGCCUCGUUCUCUCUGCUCUUCCCUCUGGACGGUGGUUUGAUGCGGAAGAAGAACCCUCGAGUCUACAGAUCUUGCAGGAAGAAGGCAAAGCCAUCACCACCCCUGGAGCUGCACUGUGAGGUGGGGGAGCUCUCCGCACCAGGUGCAGCCAGGCUGCCCACAGACCUGCCUGACUGCGGCUCUCCCUGUCUGUGCCCCCAGGAGCCCUGGGCAGAAGACCUGGAGGACGGUUUCCUCAGCGGGUUCAAGCCCUGGACUCCGGACAUCAGCCUGUGGGCCCUGGAGCUCCCUGAGGAGGGGACCUUGCUGGGGAAGGAGGAGCCAGAGGACCUCCCGGAGCUGCACCGCAUCCCGGCCGCCUGGAGGAACCUGGAGCUUCGGGACCCCAGCGAUCAGCCCUCCUCUCUGGGGGAAAUGAGCCCUGAGCCCCCCAGCCUGGAGAGGGAAGGUGGGGGUGUCGAGGACCUCGAGAGCGCAGGCCCGCUGCCUCCCCCCGCGCUGGAGCUCAGCGCACUUGACAUCAAGUUGGAAGCGCAAGCCCUGUGCCUUCUGGGACCCCAUGAGGACCACAGGGGGCUCCCCAGCCCCAGCGUUCAACACUCCCAGGAGGGAGGGAGUUUGCAGGGUCUGGGGGGCGGGGGAGGGGAGCGCCAGGCGCGCGCGCAAAGGGGCGCCUACAAGUGCCGCGUGUGUUUCCUGCGCUUUGGCGGCCUGGGGGAGCUGGAUGCGCACAAGCUGACGCACAGCCCCUCGCCGCCCCCCACCUGCUACAUGUGCGUGGAGCGCAGGUUCGGCUCGCGCCAGCUGCUGCGCCAGCACCUGCAGGAGAGGCACGUGCAGGGCCAGGCUGGGCUGUGGGCCUGCGGCAUGUGCCGGAGCAGCGUGCCCGACGUCUGGAUGUACAACGAGCACCUGCGCGAACACGCCGUGCGCUUCGCCCGUCGCGGCCAGGUGCGUGCCACCCUGGGCGACCUGUCCGGCCAUCCCUCAGAGGGCAGCCUACCCCCGGGCAUCCUCGGCAGCAUCGAGGGCCACGUGCCCCGUCCGCACGGCGGCCGGCGCGCCAUCCCCAAAGCCAACAGGCGCUCGGGUGAGACCCCAAGGGGGUCGACGAGGAAACCCAGGGCUCCCCGGCCCAAUCCCUUAGACCAAAGUGGCUCGGCGGCGGCGGCGGAGGGUGGCGGCUCAGACAUCGCCCACAUUGCGACCAGCGAAAGCCCACCCAGCCUCGCGCCACACAGCGUGUCCCCCGGCCCUGCGUCGCGCGGAGGCGCGCCGAUGCCGGAUCCGUCGCGCCACUGCCACCAUUGCGGGAAGCAAUUCCCCAAGCCCUUCAAGCUGCAGCGCCACUUGGCCGUGCACAGCGGGCAGCGCGUCUACCUGUGCCCGCAGUGCCCGCGCGUCUACGCCGAGCACGCCCAGCUGCGCGCCCACCGCGCCCGCGAGCACAGCGCUGGCGAUGAGCCUGAGCGGCCGCCUACCCCACUCUUCACCUGCGAGCUCUGCGCUGCCGUCAUGCGCGUCAUCCGGCGAGCCUUCGCCUGCAGCACCUGUAACUACACCUUCGCCAAGAAGGAGCAGUUCGACCGCCACAUGGACAAGCACCGCAGGCCCGGCCGGCAGCCCUUCGCCUUCCGAGGCGUGCGGAGGCCCUCAGGCCCGGGAAAGAGGACUCUGGCCAGCGAGGGGACCGGGCCAAGCAAGAGGCACCGUGUUGCCUUUCCAGACGACACUGGGGUCCCCGUGGACGGGCCUCAACCCUCAGGCAGCAGCCCCACCCCGGGCGCCGUGUCUCCCAAAGACCUGCACCUACCCUGCCCAGAGCCGGCUCCUAGCCCGGCUCAGGGACAGUCUCCAGGCCCGGAAACCCCUCUGGGAAACCCGCUGCCUGCCAGCAGGGAGUCUCUGCCCCUGCCUUUGUCUCCCAGCAGAGGUGGCAGAGAGGGUGGGACUUCCCCUUCCAGCCCUCCUGCACCCGUCUGCCUGCACACUGGCCCACUGGGGUUGUCCCUGUUCGCGCCAGGACCCGGAAGUGGCGACUUAGAGAAGAAGGUGGCCCCCAGCUCCAGGAAGCACAGGUCCCCAGGUGCCCCCAGAAAGUGUUCCCCUGAUAGGUCCACAGACAGUAUCCUCCAGACCCAUAGAGACAGAGAGGUGCCCUGGAGCCACAUGGUGCCCGAGGGGGAUCUGGGAGACUCCGCCCACAAAGUGGGUGCUGCCAAGGCCAGGGGCUCCCCAGAAAGAAAAGCACCUGUGGUCUCGGUAGUAUCAAGGAAGGUUGCCCCAAGUCUGGCCCCCACAGAGCCAGCCCGAGACGCUGAGACCAGGCUGAGCCCCAGCACCCCCAAAGCCAGGCCGGACCCCAGCUCCCAGAAUGGUGGGGACACCCGACGUGGUGCCACAGCCUGGGGGGGCAGCCAGCCCCAGCCAGCCAGUGGGCAGCUCCAGAGUGAGACAGCUACCACUCCUGCCAAACCCCUGCUCCCAGCUCUAGCCAAGGGCCACAGCCAGGGAUCCCGAGGCAGCCUGAGCCCCCUGGGGGGCAGUGGAGGGAGGAGGAGGGGCCGUGCCCCAGGGUCCACCAGGAGCGAAAGCUUUAGGGGCCUGGGGAGAGCCCCCUUGGUGCUUGAGAGGCCCCACCGGAACCCCCGGAAGCAGGCAGUCCCCAGCCGAGUGCCCCCAGACAAACCCCGACUGAGCAGCCAGACAGACAAAUUCCCUGAACGCCAGAGGGGGCUGCCCAGCCUCGGAGGCUUCCAGAGGAGGAGGAAGGGGCUGGACAUGGCCGUCCCCCAGAAGAGGGCUGUACAUGGGUCCCCCAGGAAGGACAAAGCUGUCCCCCACUGUCCCCAGGCCCUCCGUACCGCCGAGUCACAGAGCCACCUGCUCAGCCAGCUCUUUGGGCAGCGACUGACCAGUUUCAAGAUCCCGCUCAAGAGAGAGCCCACCGAGUAGCAUGCAGGGGGGAGGGCAGGGAGCCGGACCCCACUGAGGGGCCUGGGUGCAGAAUGGGGAGCCGGACCCCCGCCAAGGAGCCUGCACAGUCACCGUGUAAAGGAACCAGGAGCCUAGGCCAGCUCCCACAGCCCCUGGGGUAACUCACCAGGUGGUCUUCUGCCCUUUGACUUCCUGGGCUGCCUCCUGCCAGGUGUGGGGCUGAGAGAGCCCACUCUCUGCUGGAGGACUAGGGUCAGGGCGGCCAGCUACAGACCCCGGGUGGCAGGAAGCCCCUGAGAGCAGUCCAGCCCCUGGGGGCACCAGGAAGGGCACUGGACAGCCCCCUGGGAUAAAGCUUGCACAGGGCUUCCUCAAUGGUCCGCCUAGCAGGGAAGACAACCAAAGGGCCAGUCAGGGGAGGCCCCCCCCAGUCUUGCUGCUGCUGCUGCUGCUGGAACUCCAAAGUGACCUUAGAACCCACAGGGGGGUGUGGUCCUGGGAGGCUAUGCAGAGCUACCAAAGCUCCCCACAAACAAGUUUAGUGCACAGACGUCCCACUACUACCCCGUGCUGACCACUGCCUCCUGUGCCCUGAGAGCCCUGAGGCCAGUUUGCACGUGGAACAAGGGGGACACUGCCCAUCCCCUGCAGCACCUCUCCCCCAGCCCUCCCUCUCCAGGCCCUUGCCCCUGCCCUCUGCUCCUGCAGCUACCUGGUUCAGAGCCUGUCUCCGUGGGAGCAAGCACGCUAGCUCGGAGUAUCAGUAACCUUAUUCACAAGUUUCUGGUGCUAUUUUCAAGUAGUAAUGUGAACACAGACCUCCUUGAAGUUGUUUUCCUUUUUGUUUGUUGUUUUUGCUUCUAACUGGGGUGGUGGGAGGGGCCAGGGGUGCCCCAGGAAGACUUUUGCCCAGAUCAAAGAGGUGAGGCAGUGCCCACAGGCCUCCCCGGCCCCGCCCGACCCCAGGGACAAAACAGUGAGGGCUGCCCCAGCCAGAGAGGAGUCCUGGGGGUGGUGAGGAGGGCCAGACAGUGACAGAGCCCUCAUUCACUGACCAGUGCAGAAUGGCAUGUGUAAAGGCCCGGGAGGUCACGCUGCUCACCGACCCACAGUCCUGUUCUCUCUUUGACUUUUUUAUUUUUAAACUCUUGGUACAAUCUGUAUGUCCAAACAGGUUUUACUCAGAUAUCUUGAAAGAAGCCAGAGGGCACAGGCCGCCUUCCAGGGAGGUGGUGGGGGUCCUGCUGAAGCCCGGUGUGGAGCCCAGAGAUGAUACUGUCCUUCCAAAUACAGUCCUAUUUUCACAAGG
Messenger RNA from Echinops telfairi (small Madagascar hedgehog), 11437 nucleotides. It is a transcript of the gene ZNF469, whose product is annotated as zinc finger protein 469. The record is from RefSeq and is a predicted model, not a curated record. NCBI's taxonomy places the organism in Eukaryota, Metazoa, Chordata, Mammalia, Afrosoricida, Tenrecidae.